This is a messenger RNA of Nycticebus coucang (slow loris), 678 nucleotides long. RefSeq names its product gastrokine-3-like. The record is from RefSeq and is a predicted model, not a curated record. Lineage: Eukaryota; Metazoa; Chordata; Mammalia; Primates; Lorisidae. Gene Ontology annotation, biological process: regulation of cell population proliferation. The transcript is spliced from 6 exons. Bases 1 to 678 code for a protein of 225 amino acids.
AUGGCUGGAACCUGCAGAUGUCUUCAGGCCACUGCCACUGCCAGAGCCAGAAUCAGAGUGGCCUCUUCCUCUCCCUGCUUUCUAAUCUGUGUCAGUGCCCCCUAUUCCAAGGACCUCGCUAAAAUACAGCUGUCAACUGCCUGCGGAAAUGCUGCGUCUUCCAUCCUUGUGAUCUUCUCCCUGACUCCGGUGCUGAUGCACCUCAGCGACAGUUAUCUUCUGGAUGGAUCAGUGGGCACUCAAAGCGUCCAUGUCAAUGUCUUCCGAGGUAUAGUCAGCAUCCGAGACAACAAUGUUUUGAGUGAAUGGGAUGCACUCUUCGACUACAUAAAUUCCCUCUUAGCAGCUAAGCUAUUUGGCAAGAUGGCCUGUGUCCUGGCCAAGAUGGACCAAGCAGCCUUCCCAAGUUUGGAUGACAUUAGGAAGGCCCUGGACACACAGGCUUCCAAGCAGUACCCAUCCACCCAUGGCCUGACCUACUCUGUUAUACCCAUCCGGGUCAAGAACUUAGCCCAGUAUGGAAUGCCCAUCAAGCACAUGUGCAGAGAAGUUCCCACUUACUUUGCCCAGCAGAAAAAAGAAGGUGCUGCCCUGGCGAUUAACCCUGAUUUCUGUUUUGAAGUCCAACUUCUCUCCUUUAUGGGACUCUCCAUCUGUGGUGAGAUCCUUGGGCUCUGA